Hibiscus syriacus is the source of this 1766-nucleotide messenger RNA. RefSeq names its product F-box protein At5g46170-like. The coding region runs from base 175 to 1341 and encodes 388 amino acids. Lineage: Eukaryota; Viridiplantae; Streptophyta; Magnoliopsida; Malvales; Malvaceae. The transcript has 2 exons. Gene Ontology annotation, molecular function: protein binding. The record is from RefSeq and is a predicted model, not a curated record.
CCCAUCUCAAUUCUCAACUUACAAACAACGACAUCACACCUUUCGCCCCAAAUUUCUUAAAUUUCCAAAUCCAUCGACCUUUCCCUUCCCUUAAAACCCAGUUCCCCCUAUGGAGUAGAUCUAAUAUUUUCUUAAAGAGUGCCGUUGGCCAGAUACUUAACAGAAAUUAAACAGAUGUCUUCGUUUUGUUCAGAUCCAAUCCAUGGAAAGCGCCCGGAACCUAUCGAUCACUUCGACCGUCUCCCCGACUCUCUUCUCCUUUUAGUCUUCAAUAUGAUCGGCGACGUUAAAGCCCUCGGCCGCUGCUGCGUCGUCUCGCGUCGUUUCCACGCCCUUGUCCCUCAAGUUGAAAAUGUCGUCGUUCGUGUUGAUUGCGUCAUCUCCGACGACGAUUCUUCCGCUUCUUCCUCGGUCAAAUCACGUGUCUUCGGUCCCUUUACCAACCUCUUCCGUCUCGUUUUCGGUGGCAUUGUCAAGCCCCUCCAAGCUUUGGGCCAAUUUUUCGGCCCCGAACGCCGCUCUCUCAACAAAACGCUUACUACCUCUUCAUCUUCCUCUUUAUCUGUCGGUCUCGGUGGUGGUGAUGAUGGGGAAAUGGACCAAGGUGGGGUUACCCAUCAUUCUCCGACGCAAGUGCUUCGAAAUUUCAACGAGCUUCGUUUCCUCCAAAUUGAAUUACCCGGCGGCGAGUUAGGGAUCGACGACGGAGUUAUGCUGAAAUGGAGAGCCGAUUUCGGAUCAACCCUUGAUAAUUGCGUCAUCCUCGGAGCUGCUUCCGUUUUAAACAAUGUGCAUUUGCAAGUAUCGGAGCAUGGGAACGACGGAUUCGGCAUCGAUUAUAACAUCUACAACGGCGAUGAUAAUGGUAGUAUCCCCGAGUCAUUUUAUACCAACGGAGGCUUGAAAUUAAGGGUUGUUUGGACUAUUAGCUCGUUGAUCGCAGCGUCAGCAAGGCAUUAUUUGCUGCAAUCUAUAAUUGCGGAGCAUAAGACGCUGGAUAGCUUGGUUUUAACCGAUGCGGAUGGACAAGGGGUGCUUUGUAUGAACGGUGAGCAGCUUGAGGAAUUAAGAGUGAAGCCAUUAUCGGCUUCUUCUGCUUCAAAAAGGACGCUGGUGCCAGCGUUGAAUAUGAGACUUUGGUAUGCUCCUCAUUUGGAGUUGCCUGAUGGGGCUGUUUUAAAAGGCGCUACUCUGGUUGCUAUUAGGCCUAGUGAACAAUCUGCUUCGAAAAAGAUUUCGGAUGCUUCUUGGUUAUCAACUGCUUUUGAAGAACCUUAUGGUACUGCAGCUAAGAUGCUGGUUAAGAGAAGGACUUACUGUCUGGAGAUGAACUCGUUCUGAUGUCCGCUUCAUGUUCUGUGCAGGGAAAGAUGCACCAACGGUCUAGGGGGUACAAGUGAUAGCUUUUUUUAAAGCUGAUGAUAGGACCACAAUUUUGUUACGUAUUGUUGCUUAAUCUAGGGGCAGUGUCCUAUGAAAGCUAAACCUUGCUUUGGAACGCCAGUGACCGUUGUCCCUGCUUUUUGAUAACGCACUUCAAGCGCUUGAGCUUUUGUGCUUUGACUGGUAAUCAAAAUGCAUCUGCUGGUUGUUUUAAUUUUCAGGCAUAUUCAUAUUAAUGUUGUAAUAGCUUUCAGUUUGUAGUCUUUUAUUCUUUUAUCUAAAAUUUCUCUAUAUGUGAAUAUUGUACGUAUGAAGAUGGCAAACUUUAUGUUAUAUACAUGUGAAUUUUAUCAAUAAAAUGUAGUUCGCACUUAGCUUUUCAA